This is a messenger RNA of Strongylus vulgaris, 831 nucleotides long. Lineage: Eukaryota; Metazoa; Nematoda; Chromadorea; Rhabditida; Strongylidae. The record is from the annotation of a GenBank genome assembly.
UUGGAAAAGAGUCUACAAAAGCGAAAACGUGCACAUCAUCGUCAUCAUGUAGUUCGGCAGUUUUUGGAAUCAGUUGACGUAGUAAUACCAACAAGCGAGAUCAAGUCUAAUUAUCCAAAUAUUAUUGAUUUGCUUGUGACAAUGAUCGAUUCCUUCAAAUUACCGCGGAAGUUGCUAGAUACAGGCACCCAAAAGUCAUUCUCAGUAGAAAAUGUAAACGAGGCUAGCGGGAAGGUGGGUGUUUUGCUGAAAAGCGAAAACGCAGCUGGAUUCGGUAUGAUGAUUCAAGGUAACAUGAAUGAGGGCAUAUUUGUGAAAGAAAUAGUGCCAAUGGGCGCCGCCUACCAAACUGGGAAUAUUUUACCGGGUGAUCGAAUAAAAACUCUGACUAUCUGUUUCGAUAAUAUGGUCUAUGAAGAUGCAUUGACUCUGCUGAGCUAUGCCUCUCCGUACAAAGUUAAAUUCGAGCUUGAACGAAAAAUUGAAACACCACCACCAAUGGAUGGAGAUAUGACAAAUGCUCGCCUUCAUCCAUUAUUCCGCAGUAACACAUUGACCCACAUCCAAUUCAAUCCAAUCAGUAGCCCGUCUCCUCGCCCAUCUUCUGAUGAGGAGACUGAAAAGAUAGAAACGCCUCCACCAGUGGAGAAAGAGCCGGAGACCGAAACUGUGGAAUGCAAGUCUCCAAAGUGUGGCGAUAUCGAGAUGGUGGAACAGAAGGCACCGGAAACCAUAGCCUCACCUGAACCUCUCACAACGAAAGUGAUAAGCGAAGUUGCUGAUAGCACCACUAUAGGUGGGUACUGUAAUUGUACCGUACACUACCAAUGA